This is a messenger RNA of Cucurbitaria berberidis CBS 394.84, 1386 nucleotides long. RefSeq lists its product as uncharacterized. The record is from RefSeq and is a predicted model, not a curated record. Lineage: Eukaryota; Fungi; Ascomycota; Dothideomycetes; Pleosporales; Cucurbitariaceae. Bases 391 to 1101 code for a protein of 236 amino acids. The transcript is spliced from 3 exons.
UAAGGAUAGAUGGCCCGAGGAUAUCGAUAGCAUGAUAGGCGGGGUAAAGGAACUUGCCCGACAUCCUAUCGCCUACGUGUCUGCAGGCCACGCAGGAUCCUGCCGCUGAACCCAUCCACCAGCCACCUCCAGCUUAUCAGAGGCUUGCUCUCGAUGCCGAACCCGCACGUCACUUGCCAGCUAAGGCAGUCGUCUGACCUUCAUACCGGGAUGCUUUUUCUCACGAGCAGUGUCAAGCAGAGCCGCAUCGCGGGCCGGAAGGAUAAAGGACUGGUGCGAGUGAGGGGGCCGCGAGGAGUUUGGAGCAGGGCAAGCGCGUCCAAAGCGCAACUACGCAUAUCACGCUUCUAGCCAGAGAUUUAUUGCAAAAAUACGUGACGCUGAUAAGCGAUGUCGCCACCCUUCAUUAUCCAGAUCAACGAGAUAGUCCGAAACACAAGAGUAGAUUGCCGUUAUGACAAUCAUGGAAGAUGGAAACCCUCAAUCAACGGAGCAGCCCACGUACUGGUGCCUGGUGGUGUCACGGGGAGAUUAUGGUAUUGCGAUCGCUCAAGGAUCUAUGAGAUAGCCGAACGCCCCACAGGCUCCAAGGAAUAUAGUACAUUCUCCGUUUACUAUGUUGGCGGCCAUGGCUUCUGGGUUCUAGACGGAGAUGCAACGGAUCCACCAGAUGACGACGACUGGCAUCCUCUGAAGUUUGACCACUCGCCCACAGACUACUCCUCAUUCCUCACAAACGCUGGGGCAAAUGAUACGCUACGUUGCCAGCGAGCAGAUCAAACCUGGCCACAAAUGUUGCUACCAGAUAUUUACCGAACUGCAGCGUCUACCACAAGUCCAGGCUAUGGCGGAUUAACGGGGGAGCUGCCGAUUUUUAUAGCCCUGAUGGCUCAUACGACCUCUCGACAAUACUUGCCAUCUGUUAUUCCACAUAUGUUUAACAACCAGGCCUGGCUCGAACACGCCCAUCAGUAUCAGCGCACGGAGCAACGUGGUGUCGUUGUCACUGUGUAUACAUGCCCUGUAUCAUGGGCUGGCGGAUCAACAUUCGAUGAUCUCGCGGGCUAUGAACGUGGGGACCUGGGGAAGUAUUUUAACUAAGCAUACGUCUCGCCAGUUGCACCACCCUCAGCCCGGCCAUGCUUCCGCCGUUCUUUAAGCGCUAAAUACGUUCCACCCCCAAUUUUUGCACUUUUUUGUCUUUCAUUACGUCAUACACACAUACUCUUUUACCGAGAAGUCAUGAUAGAGUACUGCUCUAUGAGGCAACGUCACUCUUUAUCUUUCAUUUACUUGCGGUGCAUCCGCGUCGAGUUUCAAGGCAUUUCUCUGACCCAUAUUACCGCGGAUUGGAGGCAUCUACUUUGUUCACCUACGUUAUUACCA